AAGAAAAAACGCCUGGGAGUCACCAGCUCCGCACCUCCGCACCUCCGCGCCGCCACAGCCUCCAGGUCGGGACGGAGCUCCAGUCCGGCCCCGCAACCCCCGACAAACAGCGCAGAUCCGCACCCGAAGGGAAGCUCGGAGCUCCAGGGCGGCUCUGCUGGCGGCUCGCUGCUCGCUCCCGAUCCGCGUCUGAGCGUCUCUGAGCGGCUACAAGUGUCUGACGGAGAGCCAGCACCGAGGGAGGACGGAGAAGAAGGAGAAAAGGGAGGAUAAAGGCGAGGAAGGAGGGAUGGUGGACAACUCCAGCGGCAGCAAGGCGCAGACGCCCGGCAUGUCCCAGGACUCCGGCGUGGCGUUCCCUCAGACGCCGACGGGCGGCAUGAAGCUGGAGGCCGUGAUGGAGCAGCUGCAGCGGCAGCAGCAGGCCCGGCUGGAGAUGGAGCGCAAGGAGAGGAAGCUGCGCGAGGCGCACAUCAUGUACGCGCAGCAGGUGGCCGCGCAGCAGGCCAUCCUGGCGGCCGCGCGGGCCUCCGGGGCCGGCUUCAUGAGCAAAGGCCUGGCCGGGGGGGGCGUCCCCGGGGUCGGGCCGCCCCGCGUCUCCAACCAGAGCAGCGUGGACUCGGAGCGCGAGGACGACGAGGACCGGGGCCGGGACUCGGGCGACGAGGACGACGACAACGAGAUGAUGGAGGGCGACGAGGGCAGCGAGGAGGACGAGGGCGGCGCCGGCGGGCUGGAGUUCCUGCGGAAGCAGACGCUGGCCCUGCAGCAGAACGCCGCCCGCGUGCCGGCGCGCCCGUACCCGGGCUACCCCGUCUCCGCCGCGCAGAGGGCGUCCCCGCCCGUCAAGGUCAAGCAGGAGCCCGACGAGGGCCUGUCCCCGCCGGCCGGGCCCAACGCGGCCGCCUCGCCCAACGGCCAGGCCGACUGGGGCUACGACGACCACUUCAGACAGAACGGCAGUGCGGGCUGGGCUGACGAGGCCGACAGCAGCCGGGGGAGAGGAGAAGCUUCCAGAGACUUCGCUAAGCUGUACGAGCUGGACAACGAUCCCAAAAGGAAGGAGUUUCUGGACGACCUCUUCACCUUCAUGCAGAAACGAGGAACUCCGGUGAAUCGUAUUCCCAUCAUGGCCAAGCAGGUCCUGGACCUGUACAUGCUGUACAAGCUGGUGACGGAGAAGGGCGGCCUGGUGGAGGUGAUCAACAAGAAGAUCUGGAGGGAAAUCACCAAGGGCCUGAACCUGCCCACGUCCAUCACCAGCGCCGCCUUCACCCUGCGCACACAGUACAUGAAGUACCUGUAUCCGUACGAGUGUGAGAGGAAGGGCCUCAGCUCUCCGGGCGAGCUGCAGGCCGCCAUCGACAGCAACCGCCGCGAGGGCCGUCGCCCCAGCUACAGCAGCAGCCUCUUCCGCUUCUCCCCGUCUCCCAGCACGGCGCCGCACAUCCUCUCCCCUCCCAAGAUGCACCUCUCCGGCCUGGGCGCCGGCACCUCGGUGGGCCUGAACGGCCUGCAGGCCUCGCCGGUGCCCUCUCUGAAGAAAGACGAGCUGGCCCAGUCCCUCCUGGCGGGCCGGCCCCCCAUGGGCCUGUCCCUGGGCCACCAGCAGGUAGCCGGCCUGGCCCGCGCCGCCACGCUGGAGCAGCUCCGGGAGAAGCUGGAGACGGGCGGGGGGGAGGGCCCGGAGAGGAAGAUGGCCCGGCUGGCGGAGGAGCAGCAGCGUCUCAUGCAGCAAGCCUUCCAGCACAACCUGCUGGCCAUGGCCUCCCAGAUGCCCAUGAACCUGCGGCUGGGAGCGCCGGGCUUCACCACCAGAGAGGAGAAGCAGCAGGACAUGUCUCUGAGCAUCUCCACCAACGGGAACGCCAGCAUCACCGUCUCCGUGGAGGUGAACGGCACAAUCUACUCAGGAACCCUGUUUGCCCAGAAGUCUGGCGGGGCCCCGGGGCCGGCCGUGUCGGCCGCCAUCGCCUCGGCCUCCCCGGCUGGAACCAGCACCAGCUUCGGCUUCUCCACGCCCCAGGCCCCGACCCUCAGCCCCACAUCCUCCUCCUCCUCCUCCUCCAAGGGCGCCGGCGGGGCCGAGCCGGCCCCCAGCGGGUCCCCCUAGCGGGACACGUGGCCCCCCGGGCCCCCCGGGGCCGCUGCUCCUCCCAGGGGCCCCGGCAGGAAUAUACACGACAAAGAAAAAACCGAUAAGAAUAAGAAACUGUUGCACAACAAAUACCUCAUCGACCCUGUCAAGCUUUGGCUGUCCAAUCAUGAACGUAACGCCCGAGAAAAGUCGACGACAACUCAAGCCCAACGACACUGCUAUGCAUUUACACACACACACACACACACACACACACACACACACAUCUCAUGCUAAACACAAUCAUUUCAGCCAAAUCCGCUGACAGGUGUUUUCAUAACUGAACUUGAAAAGAUUUAUCUUGGGACAUUUUGUUUGUUGGUUGCCAUUUGUUGUCUUUUUUUUUUUUUUUUUUUUUCUUUUUUGUGCGUGUGUGCGUGUGUGUGUGUGCGUGUGUGUUUUUAGAAUGACUUUUAUUUCAAGUUUUUCCUCUUUUUACAUACCUCAAAUCAAGUAACCUGCAGUGGUGUCUUUACCUCAGGAGCUGUAGAAUAUUUAACCUGAAUCGACUUUAUUUUUAUAUUCUUUUUUUUUUCGACCUAGUUGCAAUCAGGGGAAAAGUCGGGUAGCUCUCGCCACCGGAACCAAAAUGGGACGGAGAACCCGCCGUAACGGCAGCCGGGGCCGCUCGGGUCGUUCCUCCUCACACUGUAGCCUCUCGCUGAACCUGACCCGCGUGUGAUGCUGUGGAUCAGCGUGAUGCUGUGGAUCAGCACGUUUCUGUGGAUCAGCACGUUUCUGUGGAUCAGCACGUUUCUGUGGAUCAGCACGUUUCUAAUGGAUCAGCACGUUUCUAAAUACCUCACUUCCUGCCGGCCCCGCGGGGGCCGCCGCAGAGCCGGGGGGGCCCGUGUCUCAGCGCGCCCCCCCGCCACCACCACCUCUCGUUUUCUGUGACCUCCUUCCACCUCCAGCCGCCCGGCUGAUCGACAGUUUGGGACUCGGACCUCAAGCCCCGGCCCCCUCCGCUCCGGAGCGGCGCCUUUUUCUCAGGAAGCUCCGCGACAACCGCCAGGAAUCACUCCUAACGUUUUAGGAGACGCUACAAUAACAAGGAUUCAUGCAUGAAUGCACAAGACUACACGACUGUUUCAAGAUACCUCAUCAGCUCUCGGAGGGAGAGAGAGCGACUACACACUUGGACGUACGGACGCUGCGGGAAGCUUUCAGGGGGGGGGCAUCCAUCUUUCUU
Cololabis saira (Pacific saury) is the source of this 3329-nucleotide messenger RNA. RefSeq names its product AT-rich interactive domain-containing protein 3B-like. Lineage: Eukaryota; Metazoa; Chordata; Actinopteri; Beloniformes; Belonidae. The coding region runs from base 290 to 2113 and encodes 607 amino acids. Gene Ontology annotation, cellular component: nucleus. The record is from RefSeq and is a predicted model, not a curated record. The transcript is spliced from 9 exons. Gene Ontology annotation, molecular function: DNA binding. Gene Ontology annotation, biological process: regulation of transcription by RNA polymerase II.